AUGGAUCUCUCUACAUGGAUAUAUGAAUCACAUUAUAGAGGAAGGAGAAUUGGGUUUCAUUCUCAAAAUAAACAGCAGCUUAUGUUGAACUUUCUUGAAUUAGAUGAUAGUAGAUUUUAUAAAGAUUUUAUUUUAAAACCCAAAACAAGAUACGUCGCAUCCGUUCAUGCUGUUGGAACUGAUAUUGUAGCACAAAAUGAUUGCGGCGGAAAUUUAUCCGUUUUAGGCGAAUGGAAUCAUUCAUCACAAUUUAAUAAUGGCAGAGGAAGUUUUGAAGGCGAUCUAAUAUUAAAUUUCAUGACAAAUUCAACAGGAAAGAUUCGAUUAUCACUCAGAUUAGGAUUCUGGUGUUCAGAAGCAAAAGGAAAAAUAAUUUUUUCAAAUUUCAAUUUGGAAGAAGAUUAUUCAUUUGCCAGAUUAGGUACCAGCAAUGUUGUUUUUGAUACAAAAGUUGAAAAUUUUGAAAAAAUUGAUCUUGAUAGAGUCGAAUGGUGGUUAGAGCAGAAUAAUACAGCCUACAAUCAAAUGAAAGAACUUUACGGUCGAUCUCCUUUCAAUGGAGAGCAAAUUACCAUUGAAUCUAGACAAGGAAUUAAUGCUUAUGCUUUUGCUGGAAAUCCUAUUGUAUGGAAUGAGCAUUGCAUGCUAGAUUAUUUUAAUUCGGAUGACAAUGAAUUUUCCGCUUGUUUUGGAACAAUUCACGAAUUAGGCCAUACAUACGACCAAACGUUGCUAACUAAUAUUAAUUGCGAGUUAAUGGCUAAUUUCGCAUUGUGCUACGCUGUUGAAAACGGAAACCUUAAAAUUUUCUUUGAUAAUGAGAUGACGGUUGGAAGAGGUCUCCAAGAUGGAUUCUAUAGACGCUGUUACAUGAACUCAAUAAAGGUUGGCAAAUACCACCAUGACGGAUUGUUAUAUUGCUUGUUAAGAAUUAAAGACACAAUUGGAUGGGAACCAUUUAAGAAAGUAAUGAGAAAACUUAUUGGUACUGAUAAUCAGAAGAAAUCACCAACAGAAGCAUUGAAUAUUUGGAUGGAAAUGCUGAUUGAUGAAUCUGGAAUUAAUGUUAAAGCUUUGUUUGAAGAAGGAGAGUACAAAUUCAUAAUGAGUCAAGAGAAGCUUUAA
Trichomonas vaginalis G3 is the source of this 1125-nucleotide messenger RNA. Its product is annotated as peptidase M60, enhancin and enhancin-like family. The coding region runs from base 1 to 1125 and encodes 374 amino acids. The transcript has a single exon. The record is from RefSeq and is a predicted model, not a curated record. NCBI's taxonomy places the organism in Eukaryota, Parabasalia, Trichomonadida, Trichomonadidae.